AUUUGAUCAAGUCACAAAACUAUGCGACCCAAAUAAUCUUGGGUUCUCUUCCUCAUUCACUCACUAUUUUGAUGAACCAUGCAUAAAUCCAGUCGCAUUGUCAUCAAUCGCAUUUUCUCUUUUCAACUUUGAGCCUCAACCCACCACCUUUCUCCAUUAACCCUUUCAGAAUGGCCAGCGCAAGAGCUUUUCUCUCUGCACUUUUGAGCGUGAUCUGUUCUGUCUUCAUUCUUCGACACCCGUGCAAGGCGCAAUCGCUCGCAAGCUGCAAAUUUGAUGCGAUCUAUCAGCUCGGCGACUCGAUAUCGGACACGGGCAAUUUGAUUCAUGAGGGCCCAAUCGGAGAGGCCUCGCCUUGCGGUCAUCCUCCCUAUGGCCAGGACUUCCCGGGGGGACAAGCCACCGGGAGGUGCUCCGAUGGCUUGCUCAUGAUUGAUUACCUCUCUCAGGCGGCCAGAGUUCCGUUUCCAGAUUUCUACCUGAAUUGGAGCGCGGCGUUCACUCGCGGCCACGGAGUGAAUUUUGCCGUCGCCGGAGCCACCGCGAUGCCCUCGUAUGUUCUUGCUGAGAUGAACAUCUCCAACCCCGCCACCAAUUCAUCUCUCGGCACUCAACUCGAUUGGAUGUUCUCUUAUUUCAACGGCAUCUGCUUAGACAAAGCCGAUUGUGUGUCGAAGCUCAAACAUGCCUUGUUUAUGGUCGGGGAGAUCGGAGGCAGUGACUACUACUAUGCAUUGUUUCAAGGCAAGAGCAUUGAGGAGGUGAAGAGCCUUGUGCCUCAAGUUGUCAUGGCCAUCAAAGAUGCAGUUCAAAGGGUCAUCGGGUACGGUGCUUCUCGAGUGGUCGUGCCCGGCAACUUUCCGAUCGGCUGCUUCCCGAUCUAUCUCGAUCGUUUCGAAGCUGACGGUCCAUCCGCUUAUGACGAAUCUCGCUGUCUCAAGGACUUGAAUGGCCUCACGGCGUAUCACAAUGAACUCCUCCAGAAGGCCAUCGGAGAGCUCGGGAAAGAGAACCGGCAUGUCGUCAUCCUCUACGGCGACUACUACAACGCGUUCGCAUCCAUGUACCGCGGUGGUCCAUCCUUUGGCUUCGACAUGUCAUGGGCACAAAAGGCAUGUUGCGGAAGCGGCGGGGGCGACCACAACUUCGAUCCGAACCGGCGGUGCGGAGCUCCCGGCGUAGCCGUCUGUCCCGACCCCGCGAAGGCCAUAAGCUGGGACGGGAUCCAUAUGACGCAGAGAGCAUACUCCGUCAUGACAGAUUGGCUCGUUCAUGACCUACUGCCCAAGCUUAAAUGCAACGCUUCGCUAAUUGGCAACUGAGCAUGCGACAUACGUUAAUCAAGCAUGGAUUAUCCAUUGUAAUUACCAAUUAGUCUAUCAAUGGUGCUGGAACCAGGGGCAAACAAUUACUGCUAUAUAGUUGAAAUUUCACUCU
Molecule: messenger RNA, 1437 nt
Organism: Syzygium oleosum
Lineage: Eukaryota; Viridiplantae; Streptophyta; Magnoliopsida; Myrtales; Myrtaceae
Product: acetylajmalan esterase-like
Exons: 5
Coding region: 171-1322 (383 amino acids)
Molecular function (GO): hydrolase activity, acting on ester bonds
Source: RefSeq, a predicted model, not a curated record